Messenger RNA from Nezara viridula (southern green stink bug), 514 nucleotides. NCBI's taxonomy places the organism in Eukaryota, Metazoa, Arthropoda, Insecta, Hemiptera, Pentatomidae. The record is from the annotation of a GenBank genome assembly.
CGCUCCUCGUGGUUAGGAGCGUAAAUAGUUCUUGUAUUCAUUCGUUCAACGUGGUGUUAUAUAACUUAACACCAUGACUAUUAGACCUAGUUAUAGGCCCAAGAUCGUCAAGAAAAGAACCAAGAAGUUCAUUCGCCAUCAAAGUGAUAGAUAUGUUAAGCUAAGGAGGAAUUGGCGCAAGCCAAAAGGUAUUGAUAACAGAGUCAGAAGGAGGUUUAAGGGACAGUAUUUGAUGCCAUCAAUUGGUUAUGGUACCAACAAGAAAACUAGGCAUAUGCUUCCUACUGGUUUCCGUAAAGUUCUCGUACACAAUGUCAGGGAACUUGAAAUGCUGAUGAUGCAGAACAGGAAAUUCUGCGCUGAAAUCGCUCAUGCAGUUAGUUCUAAGAAGAGGAAAUCAAUUGUAGAGCGAGCUCAACAACUCAGCAUUAGGCUCACCAAUCCAAAUGCACGCCUCAGGACUGAGGAGAAUGAAUAAUUCUUUUUUGUUCUAUAAUAUAUCUUUUUUUAAAUU